GAAGCUCGAUCAUUUCCUGCUCCCCGUUUCGGUCCUGUGUUUCAGUAAAGCCCACCACAGGUCAGGACCACUGUUCCCAGUAAGCCCAGCAGAGAGACGGUGUGACGAAGGGAGUGCGAGGAGGACGGCAGGUUUCCGUUAAAGCACCGGGAGCACCGGGAGGAAGGGCGGGACUGAGAAUGGCGAAAACGUACGACUAUCUGUUCAAACUGCUGCUGAUCGGAGACAGCGGCGUCGGUAAAACCUGCCUGCUGUUCCGGUUCAGUGAAGACGCCUUUAACACCACCUUCAUCUCCACCAUCGGCAUCGACUUUAAGAUCAGGACGGUCGAGCUCGAUGGAAAGAAGAUCAAACUUCAGAUUUGGGACACGGCGGGUCAGGAGCGGUUCAGGACCAUCACAACGGCCUAUUACAGAGGAGCCAUGGGCAUCAUGCUGGUGUAUGACAUCACCAACGAGAAGUCCUUCGACAACAUCAGGAACUGGAUACGCAACAUCGAGGAGCAUGCGUCUUCAGACGUGGAGAGGAUGGUUCUGGGAAACAAAUGUGACAUGAACGACAAGAGACAAGUGUCCAAAGAGAGAGGAGAGAAGCUGGCCAUCGAUUACGGGAUCAAGUUUUUGGAAACCAGCGCAAAGUCCAGUAUCAACGUGGAGGAGGCCUUUUUCACACUCGGCAGAGACAUCAUGACGAGACUCAACAGAAAGAUGAACGACAACAACCCGUCAGGAGGAGGCGGGCCGGUUAAAAUCACAGAGUCUCGAUCUAAAAAGAGCUUCUUCAGGUGUACACUGUUGUAGGAGGAGCUCCCACUCUCGCCUCCUCCUCCUCCUCCUCCUCUUCCUCCUCUGGCUGCUGCAGAACUGAACCUCGCACUGCAGGAGGACGUCAGCCGAGAAUCAAACCUGUGGAAAUCAUGAAGACGUCUUCAUGUUGAAUCUGCUCCCUCAGGAGCGUCUCUGCUUUUUAAUCAGCUCAGAUCUCAAUGCUCACCUCCUGCACGCCUCCUCCUGUUUGUGUUUUUAAUUUGCAUCCUGAGAGGACGCCCCCUCCCCCCUCCCCCCUCCCUCGCUCUUCGAUAUGACGUCUUACUCUAAGAGGACGGCGGCUCUCAGUCGAAGCAUCCUCCCUCUUUGAGGACAUCUUAAUCCGAAGAGAACAUUUUUCUCUGAGUGGACGUCUGUGUUUGACUGUUUUUGUUCCGCUAAGUGUCGCAGCAGCUCUGCAGAGGUUUGUUAUCUGCAGGCUGGAGGAAGAAAGACUGGAGCCUGACGAGGACCUGAUCAGAUAAGUGAUAAUCAUUAACGAUGAAUCUUCAGAGAGGACUUUAGACGGUCACAAUCAUCACUAACACGUUUAUAUUUGUGUUAACAGAGACAAAGAUCGGGGUAUUCUACAUAUUGAAUCGAGUCUAUAAUAACCUCACACAUCAGGACGUUAAAUGAAUAAAUCAUGUGCAUCAAAACAGAAGAACAUGACACAUUUCAAACAAUCGACGGAUUAUUUAACAACUCAUUUCAUGUGACAUUAACGUGUGUCCUCUUUUACCGUUUACAACUUUAUUAUCAAAACUUUUAGUCAUUUAAGAUUUU
This is a messenger RNA of Labrus mixtus (cuckoo wrasse), 1592 nucleotides long. Its product is annotated as ras-related protein Rab-8B. The coding region runs from base 180 to 800 and encodes 206 amino acids. The transcript is spliced from 8 exons. Gene Ontology annotation, molecular function: GTP binding; GTPase activity. The record is from RefSeq and is a predicted model, not a curated record. Gene Ontology annotation, cellular component: endosome; plasma membrane; trans-Golgi network transport vesicle. Lineage: Eukaryota; Metazoa; Chordata; Actinopteri; Labriformes; Labridae. Gene Ontology annotation, biological process: regulation of exocytosis; protein localization to plasma membrane; cellular response to insulin stimulus.